CACAAGCUUCGAGCGAAUGAAGGUCAGCUGAUCGAGCGCCGUCCUUGCUAACUUGCGCCUCGCUCUCUUAAACUGUGCCCCAUGGGGUUACUUGACCAGCUCUGGGACGAUACCGUUGCGGGCCCUCGGCCUGACAGCGGCCUCGGGAAACUGAGGAAACACUCCACUUUUAGCUUCCGAUCUAAUUCCGGCAAGGAAUCAGAGGUUGCGGACAAUCGAAAAUCGUUUGCGGAAGCCGCAGCGGAGGAGGCAGUGAGAGUAACCAGAAGCAUCAUGAUCGUAAAGCCACCGCAAGCGGCUGCGAAGGACUCGCCGCCGGCGUCCCCCGCCGGCUCCACUCCUCCGGUGCCGGAGGAAGAGAAGCUUUUCGGUUCCGCAGGAGGUCAGCAUCAUUUGCAUACGAAAAGGCUAGCGGAGUUGGACCCAGGAGCCCUCCUCCUCCUUACGACCUGUGAGAUUUGAGGAAGCUUCAAUUUUUCUUGAGGCGGUGCGCUGGAUGUUAUCCAUCGGGAUUUUUCUAAGGUUGGGGAUGUGCAAAGGAGUCGUUGGCCGUGUGUCGUCAGCCCUGUAUGUAUAUGUCGGCAGUGUAGCUUUUUUCAAUGUGUGUUUUUUAAAGCGUGCGCGGGCAGGCUCACUGUUCCUGAAAUGAGACUCUUCGAAUCUGUGGGGUACCGAGCUCUGCUUCUGUAUGAAGGUUUUCUGUAAUCAAGAAGUGUAAUAGGAAACAUAAGCUUUCUGAUCAUCUUGGAAGUACAUCCAUGGCCAUGUUAUGAUCAGCUCUGCAGUGCUCAUGAAGCAUCUGUUCUUUGCGAUGUGAUGAUGUGUUCAUUUGUUCCCAAGUUGUAUUGUUGCCGUUAGAGCUCCCUUGUGAUCUUACCUUUUCAAUUGGAUUAUUAUUAUCAAUCAUCAAUGUUUUGAAUGUCGGAUCAAUGAUCGAAUCUAAUAAUUUAUUGCCUCGUUUGUUU
This is a messenger RNA of Sesamum indicum (sesame), 965 nucleotides long. RefSeq names its product Dormancy/auxin associated family protein. The record is from RefSeq and is a predicted model, not a curated record. Lineage: Eukaryota; Viridiplantae; Streptophyta; Magnoliopsida; Lamiales; Pedaliaceae.